AUGUCUUCUGUUCCUCCACCUAAAGGUUUAAUCCAGAAUCCAUCGAACUCAUCAACGUCCUCCGACGAACCUAUCAUUAUUGAACAACCCCUAUUUCAACCUGGUCCUUCGUCGGCAUCGGCAUCACUAACCAGAAGAAGAUCCAGACCGUUGCCUAGGAAGGCCAGUAGUAUCAAUAACGGAAAUGGCAAUGGAAAUGGAAAAGCAAGAGAACGAGGAAAACGCAAAUCAAUCAAUUUAGUUGAAUUAGAAGAUGAUGAAGACGAUGAUGAUAUACCGAUUUUCGUUGGAUCUACCUUUGAUAAAUACAAAUAUACAUCUAAAAACAUUUCUACAAUCUCAUCAAGAUCACCUUCGUUGACUCCUGGUCCUGGUCCUGGUCCUGGUCCCGCAUCAAGUGCCAAAUCUCGAAUGAUAUUUGAUGUAGAUGCGGUUGAUACGAAGACCUCAUCAGUAUCAAAACCGAUUCCAAGUCCAAAUGCCAACUCAAGAUCGAAAUCAAGAUCAAAGAUAAGAACAAGCUCGAUAUCAUCCCCUAUAACUUCAAUGAGUAAUCCUCCAAAUAAUAAAGGAAAAGGAAAAGGAAACGAUUAUUCAAGUACAACGACCACGACCACGACGAUGACAACGACAACACCAGCUUUACCACUCUUACCUGAUUUGGCAUUGGAACCAUUACCAGUCCCAGCGUGGUUAGGUAAGACUGCAAUCCUGUUACAAUUGAAUUGUUGCGCAGUGUGUAAAGUAAGAUUCAAGAAAACAGAUUCAGGUGCUGCUAGAUGGAGACACAUGUCGACUUGUAGACCACCAUUAUAUAGACCACCAAAUCCUCCACCCGAUUUACAAAGACUGAUACAUGAAUCGUUACAUUCACAGCAUUCUGCAUCUAAGGAACCUACUUCAUUACUUGAUUUACACGUUCGUCAAGCGUCACUUACGAUAGAGCCAGAUGAAAUCACUUCUCAAUCACCAUCAUCAUCUGUCAAAGGAGGAAAGAAGAAGAAGGUAUCGCAAAAACAACAACAACAACAGCAACAAACACCGAAAUUGAUAGGACUGAAAUCUGUUACAUCGGUAAAAGCUACUUCUGAAAGAGAUGAUGAAAAUUGGCAAAUUGAAAUCAACAAUAGAUUAAAAGAAUUUAUAGGUCCUCCUUCUUCUCCUCCUUCAGAAUUACCUUAUUCACCUUGUCAUUCUCAUUCUCAUUCUCCCUCGCCAUCGCCCUCUAGAUCCCCAUCACCGACGAUAAGACUAUCGUCUACAGGAGACAACUCAGCGACGAUCGAUGAUCAUGAUGAGGAUCAUUUACUUCCGUCCACUCAACCCUUAGGUGAAUCUUCUUUGGCUCAACUAUAUGCUAAACCAAAUACAAACCCCACUACUUGUACUUCUCCUUCACGUUCACCAUCAAAAUCCAAAUCACCUAUAACCCCAUCUCCUCCUUCUUCGCAAAACAAAGUAUCGAUUCAUUCCUUAUCUGAUCAAGAGGAAGAAGUGGCAGAAGAAGCUGAAAUACAGCUACCGCCUUCAUCACAAAAACGAUCCUUGUCACAACGAAUUGACAGCGAUGAAGAAGAUGACGAUGAUACUGUCGAAGAAACCAAAAGACGUCUUCCCUUUCGAACAAGGGGAGACUCGCACGUCGAAGGGAGUCUCUCCGAUAGAAUCAAUCAUCGAUCAACCAUACCACUCGGAUGGGGAGAAUCAAUCAUCUUCCAAAACGAGGUUGAACGAAACGGAGGAUGGACAAGAGGUUUCGUUUGA
Kwoniella shivajii is the source of this 1764-nucleotide messenger RNA. RefSeq lists its product as uncharacterized. The transcript has 2 exons. The record is from RefSeq and is a predicted model, not a curated record. Bases 1 to 1764 code for a protein of 587 amino acids. Lineage: Eukaryota; Fungi; Basidiomycota; Tremellomycetes; Tremellales; Cryptococcaceae.